AGAGGGGAGAGGAAUCAAAUCCAUCCAGAAAAGCGAGCGCGAUGGGCGCCGGGAGCAGCUGCGCCGCCGGCGCGCCGUCGUCGCGGCGCCGGCCGCGGAUCGGCCUGGGCGGGUGCUUCGGGGCCGGAUCCUCCGCGGGCGACGGCGGCGGGGGGCUCGCCGCGGCCGCCUCCUCCUCGUCCACCUCAUCCUCCUCGCGCGCUCGCCAGGUAGAAACUCUGCGAGCAGAGCGAGAACUGGCUGGGCUGGAUUUCCGUCCUUCUCUAUCCGCCAAGGAUCUUCGCCACAGCAGCGAGCCUGAUCCGAGAGUGCAUCCGUCUUCGAGCACCAUAAGUCACCAUCUCAGGUUCAAUCACUUAGACUGUCGUGAGGACAAGGAGGGUGCGCCGGGGGUCAAAAAUCCCGAGACAAGUGGUCUGGAGAGUUCAUCGGGAAAGGAUGCCAUGAUCAGGGGCAAUGCAGAGAUAACUAUGGGGAGAGAGCUUGUAGUAGAGCAUGCACCUCGUAAUGUCCAUACCGACACAGUUUGCAUUACAGAAGUUGGUGGCUCUGUAUCUCAAUCUGAUUUCCAUUCCUCGCUGAUGUCAACUGAAAGGAUCAUGUCUGACCUGGAAGAUGCACAGAUAGCUCUCCACAGGAACCCAUCCGCAGCUGUUCCGGCAAGUGAAAGAUCAGAUAUUUCUCUAACCAGCUUAACACCCGUGUCGCCUGCUACUUCAACCGCAUCAUCCGUCAUUGGAGAGUCAAUUGCAGAUGCAACUCCUAGCAGAACAGAUGUUCCAGUGGUCAGCGAAUCCAUUGGUCAGAUUGGUGGAAGUACAUUGCAUGAUGACAUGAUCAGCAUUUUCUCAAAUGAUGGCCUAGGGCACUCUAGAGAUUCGAGCAGCAGUGAAUCAAGAAGAAAUCAUAGAAUGGUUAUAUGGGAUGCGCUUUCGAGACGUGGCUCUAGAGGUUAUCUAGAUUCUGACACUGAUGAUCUAGGUAGUAGAUGGCUAGACCUUGGUGAUGACCUCUUUGGAGAUGAGGUUGAGGAGGCACGAUUUUUCCAUCGCAGACGCCAUGGUUCAGUCAGAGUAAACCAGUAUUCAAGAUCUCGGAUUAGAGAGCAUCGCCGUGCUAUUUUUGAUAGUGGGAAUGGACAAAGUACUGCUGCUUGUCCUUUGGGGAUUCACCAAAUUGGCAGAUGCACCUGUGAUUCUUUCCUGGUCGCUGAAGAAUCUAGUGCUCGAGCAAGUGUAUCAAGAAUUGUCAUGUUAACCGAGGCAUUAUUUGAGGUAUUGGAUGAAAUUCAUCGGCAAUCCUCAUCACUUUCACUUUCCAUGGUCUCUGUUCAAGCUCCAGAAUCUGUGGUUAAUGCAUUACCAUGUAAGAGCUACAAAAAGCUUGUGACAGCCCAAUGCAGUGCUGAUUUGGAACAGUGUCAUAUCUGCUUAACUGAAUAUGAGGAUGGAGAUCAGAUAAGGACUCUCCCGUGCAAACACGAGUUUCACCUGCAGUGUGUGGACAAGUGGCUUAAAGAAGUACACAGGGUGUGCCCGUUGUGCCGUGGGGAUGUCUGCGAAGGUGGCGCCUCCUGAAGAUCUUAGCACCGGCUCACCUCCUGAAGGCGCCUUGUUGGAGACAGUAGCACCAGGCGGCACACCUCCUGCAGCCACUGAUGAAGCUGUUUGGUAAGGCAUUAGUUAAACCCUGCCAUCUCUAGAAGAGCUCUGAUUGCCCAUGGCCAAAACUUGCGUCUCUACUCAAUUGAUUCAUAUCAAGUUCCCAGAAUAUAACAAAGCCAUGUACAUAUCUUUUGACUUCGGUAGCCCUUUCUCAUGUAUGGCAGCAUGUAUAUAUGUGGUAAAUUCUUGGUCCAUUUUCUCCCA
Messenger RNA from Lolium perenne, 1868 nucleotides. RefSeq lists its product as uncharacterized. NCBI's taxonomy places the organism in Eukaryota, Viridiplantae, Streptophyta, Magnoliopsida, Poales, Poaceae. The record is from RefSeq and is a predicted model, not a curated record.